This is a messenger RNA of Grosmannia clavigera kw1407, 402 nucleotides long. RefSeq lists its product as uncharacterized. Bases 1 to 402 code for a protein of 133 amino acids. The transcript is spliced from 2 exons. The record is from RefSeq and is a predicted model, not a curated record. NCBI's taxonomy places the organism in Eukaryota, Fungi, Ascomycota, Sordariomycetes, Ophiostomatales, Ophiostomataceae.
AUGGAACAAGACAGAGGUGGCAAGAGGUCCGACUACGAAGACACAGAACCGUUCCCGGGAAAGUACAAAGCAACACAUCGCACUUACAACCACGCCCUGGUUGGCGAUUGGCUGAUUCUCACCCUCCUUUUGCACUCUCACCCUUUUCGCCUGCUGGUCAUGUGUCUCUACGUCGCCCACGUCCGUGUCUGCGCUCACUGCAGCCUGGAAGACACCGUGCUCAUCUCGGAGCGGCUUUGCCAGGAUGCCGCGCGCAACGGCAUAUUUGCCAGCUGUGGCACUGGCCCAGGCACACGGCGCAAUCCGACGAGAUACCAGUGCUGGGGAUGUCGCGAGGCGAUCGACGUGCGCAUGUCUGGAACAGCGCCUGCCUUGACGCCGCGGCAGAUCAGCCUGAAAUGA